AUGAGAAUCAAGUGCAUAUAUGAGAUUAAAGCUCAGACUCAAACUCCUCCAUUUAAAAUCAACAAUGACAGUGAUCUGAGGCUUUAUCUGAUGGGCGAAGAUGUGGCUAAAGUCCCUCUGUACAUCUCAUUUCAACCUAGAUGUAGAGGUUUAACGGAAGGAAUCAAUGAGAAUAAUAAAGGUGAAAAACUUUGUUACAAAUCUAUUUCUGAGAGCAAUCAAGUUGAAGAUUUAAAUCCAAAUGUAUUGAUACCAAUGGAUGCAUUAUAUGAUAUUACAGUUCCAUUUGGCUGGGUUGAUGAGAGAAAUGAGACCAGUAGAUGGGAAUCUUAUGAUUCACAUGACGAUAACCUUCCAUUGAAUUCUUUUGAUGAUCGAGAUGGUAAGAAUUACUUCAAUUGGGAAUCAUACAAUAACUCACAAGAAAGAAAUGAAAAUGUAGAUUGGGAAGCUCUUAUGGAGACUAAAUGUGAUUAUGUUCCUAAAGUAGAUCGUAAAGUCAACUAUGAAUCUAAAUCAACAAGACAGAAGACAUACAUGGGAAAAACUGUUUCGUUGGAGGGAAGAUCUACAAAUGAUGAAUUUGAGGUUGGAAAUUUAUUUUUUAACAAGAGGGAGUUGUUUAUGAAAUUGAGUAUUAUGGCAAUGAACAGAAAUUUCGAAUUCAGAGUAAAGAAGUCUACGAAACAGAUAUUUUAUGUUACAUGUACUGAUAAUAAUUGUAAGUGGAGAAUGCGAGCAGUCAGAUUGGAUGGUUCAGAAAUAUUCAAGAUAUCAAAGUAUGUGAACUUUCAUUCAUGUUCACUUCAUAUUUUGAAUCAUGAUCAUAGACAAGCUAAAGCUUGGAUAGUUGAAGAAUUAAUAAAAUCUAAAUAUAGUGGAAUUGGUCGCCAAUGCAAGCCAAAAGAGAUCAUAGAAGACAUGAGACAAGACUACGGGAUCAAUAUGAGUUAUGAAAAAGCAUGGCGUGCGAGAGAAUUUGCAUAUAUGCGAGUAAGGGGAUCACCUGUAGAGUCAUAUAAUCUAUCGCGUCGAUAUGGUGAAGCACUGAAGUUGGCCAAUCCAGACGACAAUAAUCAAAUUUAUCUCAUUGCUUUUGGAAUUGUUGAUAGAGAGACAGAUAAUUCCAUAAAAUGGUUUUUGGAAAAGCUAAAAGGAGCAAUAGGUGAGUUUAAGGACCUAGUUUUUGUUUCAGAUCGAAAUAGUAGCAUAUCGAAGUCUAUUGCUUCCGUGUUUCCCAAUGCAUUUCAUUGUAUUUGCAUUCACCAUUUGAAGCAGAAUUUGAAUGCUAAGUUCAAGAAUGAAACAAUUGAAUAUUUGUUUGUCAAUGCUGCUAAAGCCUAUCGAGAGUCAAAAUUUAGGGAGUUUUGGUCGAGUAUCACAACAUUUGAUAAUGGCGUGGGUACAUAUUUGGAAGAAGUUGGACUUUCACGUUGGGCACGUACGCAUUGCCCCAAAAGACGGUACAAUAUGAUGACUACAAAUAUAGCAGAGUCCAUGAAUGCUCUACUAAAGGAAGCUAGAGAAUUACCUGUUACUCCAUUACUUGAACAUGUGAGAGCUUUGUUACAAAGGUGGUUUUGGGAGCGUCGUGAUGAAGCCUCAAAAUUAACAUCCACGUUGACGAAAUGGGUAGAAGAAAUUGUUUAA
Momordica charantia (bitter melon) is the source of this 1650-nucleotide messenger RNA. The record is from RefSeq and is a predicted model, not a curated record. Lineage: Eukaryota; Viridiplantae; Streptophyta; Magnoliopsida; Cucurbitales; Cucurbitaceae.